Iphiclides podalirius (scarce swallowtail) is the source of this 1425-nucleotide messenger RNA. The record is from the annotation of a GenBank genome assembly. NCBI's taxonomy places the organism in Eukaryota, Metazoa, Arthropoda, Insecta, Lepidoptera, Papilionidae.
AUGAAUUUUAACGAUAUCCCCGGUCCCAAGAGCUAUCCUAUUCUCGGAACAUUAUACAAAUAUUGGCCAUUGGUUGGAGAAUAUAAUGCUGAAGCACUAGAUAAGAAUGCGUGGUUAAAUUGGCGUCGUUACGGAGGCCUUGUGAGGGAAGUUCCCGGUGUGAAGUUACUCCACAUUUUCGAACCAGAUGUGAUUGAAGCAGUGUUUCGACAAAAUGAUCGAUACCCAGCUAGACGGAGCCACGUCGCAAUGCUCCAUUAUCGCUUGAAUAAGCCGAGCGUGUACAACACCGGUGGAUUGCUUUCCACCAAUGGGCCAAACUGGUGGCGGCUGCGAAGUACAUUUCAAAAAAAUUUUACGGGCUCACAAAACGCCAAGCAAUAUGUGGAUGUUACGGACGCGGUGGUAAUUGAGUUUGUGAAGUGGAUUAAGGAUCGCAAGGUGUCUCAAGACGAAGAUUUUUUAAUAUAUCUUAACAGGCUUAAUCUCGAAGUGAUUGGGGCGGUUGCGUUUAACGAAAAGUUCAAUAGUUUUACAUACCAAGAGCAAGCAUCGGAUUCGCGUAGCAGCAAAGUGAUUGCGGCUGCAUUCGGUUCAAACAGCGGUAUAAUGAAACUUGACAAGGGAAUUAUGUGGAAGAUUUUCAAAACUCCGCUCUACACAAGACUUGUUGAAUCACAAAAUUAUUUGGAAAAAAUCGCUAUGGACAUUUUGUUAAACAAAAUAAGCUUUUUUGAAACAGAAAGCGAAGAUAAAUCUAACUCACUAUUAGAUUCCUUUCUACAGCAACCCAACUUGGAUGUCAAAGAUAUUAUUGGAAUGAUGGUUGAUAUUUUGAUGGCGUCUAUUGACACGACCGCGUACGCCACCAGUUUUUUAUUGUACCAUCUUGCGCGCAAUCCUGCGUGUCAACAGAAGUUAUACAAAGAAGUUGUUGAUCUUCUGCCUACAAAAGAUUCCUUGUUAACAUCAGAGACAUUGUCGAAGGCAGUUUACGUUCGUAAUUGUGUCAAAGAAAGUCUACGGCUCAAUCCAGUUUCAAUUGGCGUUGGUCGUUUGUUACAAAAGGACAUAAUACUGAAGGGGUACCUGAUUCCUGAGGGGACAGUUAUUGUUACGCAAAACAUGGUGGCUUCCCGCUUACCUCAAUACGUGCGGGAGCCAAUGGUCUUCAAGCCAGAGCGAUGGAUGAGGGGGUCUGCCGAAUAUGAGAGCAUACAUCCCUUCCUAAGCCUUCCAUUUGGUUUUGGCCCUCGGUCGUGUAUUGCCCGGAGACUGGCUGAACAAAAUAUGUGCAUCACGAUUAUGAGAUUGGUGCAAGAAUUUAAAAUUAUGUGGGCGGGCGGGGAGCUGGGCAUAAGAACUUUACUCAUUAACAAGCCGGAUAAGCCCAUAUCAUUAUCGUUUGUACCAAGAUGUGGGAAA